This is a messenger RNA of Trypanosoma brucei brucei TREU927, 873 nucleotides long. RefSeq lists its product as hypothetical. The record is from RefSeq and is a predicted model, not a curated record. The coding region runs from base 1 to 873 and encodes 290 amino acids. Gene Ontology annotation, cellular component: cytoplasm. The transcript has a single exon. Gene Ontology annotation, biological process: import into nucleus. Lineage: Eukaryota; Euglenozoa; Kinetoplastea; Trypanosomatida; Trypanosomatidae.
AUGUCUCUACUAGUGGCGGGUGCAACAGGUGCGAUUGGCCGCCGUGUGGUGUUUGAGGCUCUGCGGCGUGAGGAGUUUAUUCGCGUCGCGGCCCUCACAAGGAGUUGCCCAUCGGAAGAUGUUGCGGCACUUUUCGGUUUUUCGCUGGAGGGCAUAAAUGGUAACAAGACUGAAAAGGAAGCUUCUUCAUUAUUAACUAGAGAGCAAAUAGCCCGUCUGCACACCGUAACGUUCGAUUGGGAGGAUUUCUGCCGUUUCUGGGAGGAACAACGAGAGAAUGCUGACAAAACUCAUAGGAAGACGCAGAGCUCCGCGGAGGUGCGUUACCGCGAUAUAUUCAGCGGCCACACGUACGUUGCCAUGUGCCUUGGGACCACUCGCCGUGAUGCAGGGAGUGCCACCAAAUUCAAACGCUGUGAUUAUGACUAUGUUGUUGCCUUUGCAGAGGCAGUAAAAAGAUUUAGUGGUUCAACCCUCCUUAACUAUGCGCAGGUGAGCGCACAACUGGCUAACAAGAACUCUUGCUUUCUUUAUCCACAAACGAAAGGUCGAGCAGAUGCUUCAGUAGAGGAACUUCAACUAUCGCGGUUGUCCAUCUACCGGCCAGGUUUAUUAGACAGGGCGGAGAAAACACGAGCAGUUGAGAAGAUUGCGAAAUGGUUCGUUAGAGGAUUGCCGGUGGAGACGUGCGGUAAGGCGAUUGUAAUAGAUUUCCUGCAUUGCAGUGAUGUGGUUGCUACUGAGGCGGAGACAAGCACCUCUUCUGUGCACUGCGCUGGAAAGAAACAGGAGUUAUCACAACGCUCCGGUGUAGUUUGCUAUUUCGGAAACAAUGAAAUUAUCAAGGAAGCUUCUGCUCUCUCCACCCCGUAA